Messenger RNA from Glossina fuscipes, 917 nucleotides. RefSeq lists its product as uncharacterized. The record is from RefSeq and is a predicted model, not a curated record. Bases 77 to 751 code for a protein of 224 amino acids. Lineage: Eukaryota; Metazoa; Arthropoda; Insecta; Diptera; Glossinidae. The transcript has 2 exons.
AAAAUCAUCAUACACGCGCCUUCAUCUCCGGAAAAAAUUUAUUUUUGUUAAAAAGGAAAAAAAUAAUAAAGUAAUCAUGAAUUUCAAAUGCUGUUUCUUCAUAAACGUAUUAGCAUUGGGGUUGUUAUGCUUUUCCAAACCGAUGUUAGGCGGUCGUCUGCAAUUACGUCCUCUUUCAACUGACGAAGUUAUUCGCAUACUCAAAGAAAACGGUAAACCUGAUGCCAAGCCUCAAGGUCGCUUUUUUACUACGGGUGUAGCAGCUGUUAAGGGAUUUGCUUUAGGCUUAACGAAAGGCGUUGGCAUACCUUUGGUUUAUGAGUUCGCCACUUCGAACAGUACUAUUGAGUUUCUUAAUAGGCUUACUUAUAAUGGCCAAAACCAACCAGUGCAAUAUGAAACGGAGGAAGUUUGUAUUGGUGGCGAUGACGAUUAUGAUGAUUAUUAUGAUUGCGGUAAUGAUUGCGACUACGGUAAUUAUUACUACAAUAACGACUAUGACGACGAUUACGACUAUAGAAAACGGAAAGGUCGAGCUGAUAAUGUUAAUUUACCCAAAGACACUAUGGACACUUUAAAGAUGAAAGAAAUACUAUCAUCAAAUAAAGCUGGUAGUGCAAGUAAGGUUGAAUAUAAUGAUAAAGUUUCUUCUACUGCGACAGAUUCAACUGGCGCUACUCAAAGCAAGCGCAAAAAGCGCAGUAAGACUUGUAUAAUUGUGCAAAAACCUAAAGUGCAAAGUAAUCGAUAGAAAAUAUAAUCAGUUGCGGAAUUUUUAAAAUAUAUUAUUAUGUAUUUAGUAUUAAGAUUAUUUAUUGUAGAUUUAAAAAAAAAAAGAUUCUAAAAGUGGAAAAUAAUCUUAGUGAAGAAAAUAAGUGAAUAACAAGUUUUAGAAGAAGAGCUAAGAAAAUCCUUCG